This is a messenger RNA of Xenopus tropicalis (tropical clawed frog), 813 nucleotides long. RefSeq names its product transmembrane protease serine 2-like. Gene Ontology annotation, biological process: proteolysis. Lineage: Eukaryota; Metazoa; Chordata; Amphibia; Anura; Pipidae. The coding region runs from base 1 to 438 and encodes 145 amino acids. Gene Ontology annotation, molecular function: serine-type endopeptidase activity. The record is from RefSeq and is a predicted model, not a curated record. The transcript is spliced from 5 exons.
AUGGGGAUAGAUGCCAUCUCUGCCAAGGUAAAAGAUAGCAUUCAGCCGGUGUGCUUACCCAACUCUGGAAUGUUCUGGGAGGCUGGAACCGCAAGUUGGAUAUCUGGUUGGGGAUCGACCUAUGAAGGAGGUAGCGCUUCUCCAUAUCUGCAGUAUGCUGCAGUUCCACUGAUUGACUCAAAUGUGUGCAAUCUAACUAAUGCGUACAAUGGGCAAAUUACAGCUUCUAUGAUAUGUGCUGGCUAUCUUAGUGGGGGAGUAGAUACAUGCCAGGGUGACAGUGGGGGACCUUUAGUGACCCAAACAAACUCCACUUGGUGGCUUGUUGGGGACACCAGCUGGGGAGAUGGCUGUGCCCGAGCCAAUAAACCUGGUGUAUAUGGGAAUAUGGCAACGUUCUUGGAUUGGAUAUAUUUACAGAUGAGGACUUACAGCUGAUGAAUUAUCCUCUUUUAUUUUGAUGAUUUAAAUGCAGAAUCUAUAAAAUGAGAGAUGAUUUAUUGCAAUGGAUUAAUAUUCCCAGUGUUGGCACAGAAUAACCAUCCAUUGUUGGUUCAACUAGAAUGAAGUUUGUUGAAGUACAAGAGCCUUGGGUAUGGACAGUGUACGACUCCCAGGCAAAAUGAAGGUUCAGCCAAUCCCCAUGGCUGCACCCAGAUAUUAUCUACUAGAUACUGUAUAUCAUGACCUUGAUAAGUGAAAUGCUCCAUAGACAUUGCAAGGCUCCCUCUUCCCUUACUCAAGCCCUGGUAUAGGAGGGUUUUGGACAAUGUGGGCUGCAUACGGACUGACUGAUUCUAAUAAAAAAGGCUU